UCUAGCUAUCGACGGAUAUAGGUGGAUGAUAUGCUCUCGUGACCUUUUCAGUAUUUUUGGAUGACCUCUGAUUUGAUUGAUGUUUUAUCUUUUAAAUAGGCAGCUCCCUAUAUCGAUUUGAGACGAUAAGUAAUUUAUUUUACAUCCGCCGAAGUAUACCUUAGAUACGGGGUCUGUUUGGACAGACGUGCGUUGUAUAAUGUUAUAAAUAACAUGCGAAGCUUGACGUUGUCGACUUCAACUGAACGCUUAUCAGUGAUAAUGAAAGUGAAUCUGACAUAACAACGGAGAGAGAUUUGAUUAUAAUUCCGGAUUCUUAAUUUAAACGUAUUGAGAAUUUAAAGGGAAAGGAUAAUACUGCAGUUAGUUUCAGGAUAUUGUCCUGGUUUUGUGAUUUAAUUUUGUUCAGAUUCAUUGCAUUUAAGGACUUAUAAUGAAGAAUGGGAACUAUGAAUCCUCGGAUGAGGGGGGAGUAGAGCCUCACUAUCAACAAGGAUCGACUAGAGGUCUCUAUACAUAUGUAUAUGUUAAUGGGGACGAACAUUUUCUACCAAAGAAACUUCUAGUCAAUCCUAAACGAGAUCGAACAUAUAAUGCAUUUUUGGACUACGCUACAAAAGUCUUAAAUCCAAGAUAUGGUGCUGUACGUAACAUUUAUACCCCUGAAGGACGACAUCGUAUUCGAGGAUUCGAAGACAUGACACCUGAUGGCAGAUAUGUGGCCUGUGGCAGAGAGCGAUAUAAGAGACUAGAUAGACCUUAUACACAAAUUGAAGCACCCAGUCCACGUCGGAGAAAUCGUCAUAGUAAUAGAUCAGAUGAAAGGCUUAUACCAGCACACCACAAUAAACAUUUAGAGAAUGUUACCGGCAAAAUAUCCCAAAUUCCAACUCAGGGUAAAGCAAUCGAUAUCGUAGUAAAUGGGCGCUUUACAGAAAGUGCAAUAAAGGUUUGCCUUUUACCACACCAGCAGCAUUCCUUUCACGAGACAGCUAAAGCCAUAGCGGAAAAAGUCGCAGAUAGUUUAAACUACCGGUGUGACGAGAUCUGUGAUUUAGAGGGCCAUGUUGUAACAGAUGUUAACCAAUUAGAAACUGGAGGACUUUACGUAGCCAAAAAUUCCUAUCACACAUUCAAACCGGGUAGAUAUGAACCUCACGGGCGUAAAAAUAUUAUUGUUCCAUUAUCACCUAGAGACAAACAACAAACUAAAUACUUAUGGAAAGAAAGAUCUACUUUUGGCCGACCAUCGGAUUACAGAAGACCUAGAACGCUGCCACCAAUAAACAGUCAAAAGAAACACUCACCAGACCAUUCUGUUAGUUCAUAUCCAGAAACUAGAAAAAGAAAUCAGGUGAAUGGUGUUCCAGUGAAAGCAGCAAAACACACGAAAAGAACUCCAAAACAAGCAGAUUACGAUAAAGAUGAUGGUGGUGUUUUUAAGGCCAAAGGUCAAAGCAGGGACACGAGGGGAGCAAAAGAGGUGCGUGAUAAUGGGGACACGAAAGUAGAUCUUCCAAUUGACCAAGUUCGUGCAGAGGAAGUUAAAGAAGAGGAGAACUUUAACGAUGAAACUGAAGCGAAAGUUCCCAGUGGCGUGGAACUAAGUCGUCAGCCCUCUGAGUCGUCAGAGCAACAGGAUGAAAGGAUAAAGAAAGAGAAACAGGGCAAGGAAAUAAACAACAAGGCACCCACGAAGCAGCCAGAUCACUCACACAGCAGGACGAUUCAAAAUGGUGACAGGUCACAAGCAGAUCAAUCGCACAGCAGGACGAUUCAAAACGGUGAUAGGUCACAGGCUAAAGGGGAUCAGAAUAAACCAGUCGUCAACAAUUCUCAAAACAAAACAGUGCAACAAAAUACCAAACAAAGCACCUACAAGUCAAACAGUAAAGCACCCCCACCUAAUACCACAAAGAAUGAUGUAAAAAAACAGGAACCCCCUAAGGAUAAUAAAAAUUAUAGUAAUCAUGAUUCUGUGCGUUCAUCUACACCAAAAGAUAACAAAGCUCCGUCAAAGUCGCCAACAGACAAAAGGUCUGUUACUCCAGCCAAGUCACCAGUUAACAACAAGGCUGCCUCACCAGCCAAGUCACCGUCACCAACGAAGGACAAGAAGGAUCCAUCACCUCACGAGGAACACCAGGCUGCAACAAAAAUACAGGCCAACUACAGAGGUCACCAGGCCAGGAAAGAGGUCAACGACUUAAAGACGAAGAAGGAAACAGAUGAAAAAAAGAAGAAAGAAGAUGAGCUGAGAGCCAAAGCAGCCAAGGAGGAAAAUCAAGCUGCAACAAAGAUUCAGGCAGGUUUCCGCGGCCAUCAGGCUCGCAAGGAAAUCAACCAGAAAAAACAGGUACGUGAUGUGAAAAAUACAAAAGAAGACGCAGCUGCAAUUAAAAUUCAAUCGAGUUAUCGAGGUCACAAAGCUCGAAAAGAAAUUGCAGAUAAAAAGGUAAAGAGAACAGAGAAGAAUACAGAAGAAGAAGUUGCCGCUACGAAAAUCCAGGCAGGAUUCCGGGGACACAAAGCUCGGCAGGAAAUAAAUCAAAAGAAACAGCAAAGGACAGAAACGAAAAAUGAAGAGGAGAAAGCUGCGACUAAAAUACAAGCAGGAUUCCGUGGAAAUCAAGCGAGGAAGGAAAUAGAUCUAAAGAAGAAAGAAAAAGCUCAAAAUGAGCAAGAAGAAAAAGCUGCAACAAAAAUACAAGCUGGAUUCAGAGGACAUCAAGCAAGAAAAGAAGUGAAAAAGAAAAAGACAAAACGAUUGGACGGGAAAACAGAAGCUAUUACUGCCAUACAGGCUGCAGCUCGGGGUUUCUUAGUUCGUAGACGAAUAGAGAAGCGUGAAAACACUAGACAGUUACUGACUCUCAGAUCUGUUGCUCAAGAGGAAGUCAUGGACAUUUUGGGACUUAUUCAUGAGCGAGACAAAGCGGCCACCACGAUACAAUCCCGAUAUCGUGGUUACAAGGACCGCAAAGAAUAUAAGCGUAUUAAGUCAUCAGUAAUAGCUAACGGAAAACCUAACGGGGUUGCUCAUAUAAAUUCGUGAUCUGUAUAAGGAAGUGAAAUGAGAAGGACAGCGCAAUUUGGGCUUUGGAACAGGACUCCAUUGUUUCACUCAUCACUGUGUGUUGAAGAAGGAGAUGGUACUAAUCCCAGACUAUUAUUAUUCUGUAUAUAGCUAUCAUAUCAUAAUUUAUAAUGUACAUGGGACAAUAAUACAUUUUGUUACUUUGUUGAAACUCUGUCAUGUAUGUGCUCAGUUAGAUAAAAAAAGGCCAGACACAUCUAUGUCUUUCAUUGAAAAAAAUUAAAACGAAAAAAUUUCAACUUUUAUUUAAAUUAAAUUCGAUUUCUUUUUAAAAAAAUACACAAAAAACACACUAAAGUUCAAAUAAUUAUUCAAUACUUAUAAUAACCGAAUUUUUAUCAAAUUUUAAGAAGUUGAAGUAGUAUAUUUUAAUAUGCGACCAGAAAACAGCAUUGUGUAAAAAACCUCCAUAAAUGUAUAUAAGCUGCCUUAAAGAUUCAGUUUUAGAAUCGCCUUAAUCAUUUAGGUAUUCCAUGGCCAUUAGUGUUUUAUUGUAGUUAGGACACAGAGCACUAAACAAUCAUUGUUAUAUUUUUCUGUUAUUUAAUACAUUCCCCUUUUUGACUUCUUCACAUUAGAGGUAAAUUAAUCUGGAUUGAAAUGAUCUAAAUCAAGUAACCAUCCUUGUGGAUUUUAUUUAGAAAUUCAUUUUAUUUUGGCGAUACAACAUUGGUUUUUUAAAAAGCCAAAAUUAAAGUAGCUUAAUUUUUUUAUAUCUAAUUUGCAACUGCAUUGUGGUGUAACCCUCAGUUGUCAUAGAAACAAGAUUUCAAUGAGAUUAUCUACCUUGAUGUGAAUCGGCCAUUGUUUAUAUAUAAAUGUUUUCAUAUUAUAAAUAUUAUAUUUACAUAUAUAUAUAAAAAAAAUAUAUUGAAUACACAUUUCCCCUGUUAUCUGUGAUAUGUAUAUAGAUAUAUAGUUUUUUUUCUCUUUUUUGUUUUUAUUUUCUUUCAUACCCACUUUACCUAUAAGAGUAUACAGAAUGUCCGUCCUGUUUCGUAAUAAACACUAGGUAUAACCUAUAGAAAUUCAAAAGUAGAAAAUAAUAAUUUUAGGGGAUAGUUAACAAGUUAUUUUUAUUAAUUGUGAUAUAGUCUAUAUUUAGAAAUAAUCCGUCCUUAUUUUUUAGUUUUUAUUAUUUUGUUUCUGUGCAAUUUAAAUACGUUGACAUAUUAUUGAUGUUCAAAACCUAACCCAAUAUCAAUUUAUUCUUAAAAUGUGAUAUUUUACAAAUUUUGAAGAUUUUACUUCCUUGUUGAAGGAGCUUGAUUAUGUUAAUUUAUUCAGUAACCAGUAAAGAGAUAUAUUUAAUAUUUAAUCUAUUAAUAGCUUGCUUUGAAGCAUGGACAUUAAUUCCUAAAAUUAGCUCUUGCUUAGAAUGAAGUAACAUUGCUUAACAUUUUAUAGGAAAACAGUUUUGCUCAAAAUGAUUUAAAAGGUACUAAUGCCAUGCACUAUAGGUCUAUAUCAGGAUAUUUUCGAGUGGAUUUUUUUUAUGAAAUAGACUAAAUGGCUUUACUACUUGAAGUAUGUUACGAUUAAAAGAUUGUGAAAUUGUUAUAAGUUCAAUACAAAAUGGGGAUUU
Mytilus trossulus (common blue mussel) is the source of this 4682-nucleotide messenger RNA. RefSeq names its product doublecortin domain-containing protein 2-like. NCBI's taxonomy places the organism in Eukaryota, Metazoa, Mollusca, Bivalvia, Mytilida, Mytilidae. The record is from RefSeq and is a predicted model, not a curated record. Gene Ontology annotation, cellular component: microtubule organizing center; microtubule. The transcript is spliced from 18 exons. Gene Ontology annotation, molecular function: protein binding. Bases 434 to 3055 code for a protein of 873 amino acids. Gene Ontology annotation, biological process: intracellular signal transduction.